CGAUGACGUCGCACAUUCAGUUUGGUGGGUUGUUCUUUCAGCGGAAAAGACAGCUACAAAGCGGAUGUACUGAACCCGGUGUAUCUCCUGAAGUCAAGAUUUUUUAAUUGAUCUUCCUCUUUCAAGCCCAGUCCUCCUCUCCUUGACUGGUCUUCAACCAAGGGGUUGAAGGACACACAAACACACUCUCGUCUCCCACACUCGUCCCAACAGCACAAUGUCGUACGCUAAAGCUGACGGCUACCGCAGCCCUCCUCGGGACUUCAACGGCCUCAUACAGACAUGCAGCUCCAACAUCCAGAAAAUCACACAGAACACUGCCCAAAUCAAGAGCAUGGUGAGCCAGCUGGGCACGAGACAAGACAACAGCGAACUUCAGGAUAAGCUCCAACAGAUGCAACACUACACAAACCAGCUGGCAAAAGAGACCAAUAAACACCUGAAAGACCUAGGCUCAAUAUCUCUCCCCAUGUCCCCGUCUGAACAGAGACAACAAAAAAUCCAGAAGGACCGCUUGAUGAAUGACUUCUCAGCGGCCCUGAAUAACUUCCAGGCCGUGCAGCGCCGCGCAGCAGAGAAGGAGAAGGAGACGGUGGCCCGGGCCCGGGCCGGAUCACGUCUCUCGGCUGAAGAUGGUGGCAAUGAUGAGCAGCUUGUUUCCUUUGACAACCAUGAUGACUGGGGCCAGACCACGCAGACGCAGGCAGAGGAGGCAGCCAUCACAGAGGAAGACCUGGAGCUCAUCAAGGAGAGGGAGACCAACAUACGGCAGCUGGAGUCAGACAUCCUGGACGUGAACCAGAUCUUCAAAGACCUCGCCGUAAUGAUCCAUGACCAGGGGGAGAUGAUUGACAGCAUAGAGGCGAAUGUGGAGAGUGCAGAGGUGCAUGUGGAGCGCGGUGCAGAGCAGCUGCAGAGGGCAGCAUACUAUCAGCAAAAGUCUCGUAAGAAGAUGUGCAUCCUGGCGAUGGUGCUGAGCAUAGUCGUCAUCAUUCUGGGCAUCAUCAUAUGGCAGGCGGCCAAGUGAAGAGGUUUCAAUUGCACCUGUUCACUCACCUCGCCACAGCACACCUCUCUUCUUCCUCUGUAAAACCAACAAAGAACAAAAUGGAAACAAAAGCACCAACACACUCAUUUCUUGUCUUUUAGUGACCACCCCCUUCCCUCGCUCCCUCCCUCCCUUCCUUUCCAGUCAGCCGCAUCUUGGCUUGUUUAGCUAAAAGUGUCCCUGAGCUACAUCCUUGAGAGAUAAAGAGAGAAUGAGAUACAGGUGGAGAGGUAGAGGAGUAUUAACAGGGUGUGGAAACUAUAUGCGUUCUCUUUGAUCUUGAUGGAUUUAGUGUGGUCAGUCUUUUUGUGAAACACAAACGUGUUUGAUACGCUAAAGUAGGGCUGGGUGGUAUACCGUUGAAAAACCGUGAUAACGGUUUUCACCUACACAAGGUUCACUUUUUGAUGAAAGAAGGUAUUUUUUCUCCAAAAAAGUGAUUAAAAUAGAAAUGGAGAUGAAUUAAAAAUCAGGAUUUUAUGUCAUGUUUAAAUUUAAUUUCAGGCUUUUCUUCAGAAAUAGUAGUUCAGAUACACCGCGCUCUUCCGUGUGGUGCGUCUCCAGUUGAAUAACUUGGAAGGUGAGAAAGUGGAUCGCACUCGGGUUCUUCUUUUCUUCUUUUUAUUUUUA
Messenger RNA from Engraulis encrasicolus (European anchovy), 1678 nucleotides. It is a transcript of the gene stx12, whose product is annotated as syntaxin 12. The record is from RefSeq and is a predicted model, not a curated record. Lineage: Eukaryota; Metazoa; Chordata; Actinopteri; Clupeiformes; Engraulidae. Gene Ontology annotation, biological process: vesicle fusion; vesicle-mediated transport; intracellular protein transport. Gene Ontology annotation, molecular function: SNARE binding; SNAP receptor activity. The coding region runs from base 218 to 1027 and encodes 269 amino acids. The transcript is spliced from 10 exons. Gene Ontology annotation, cellular component: synaptic vesicle membrane; SNARE complex; synaptic vesicle.